Molecule: messenger RNA, 873 nt
Organism: Ananas comosus (pineapple)
Lineage: Eukaryota; Viridiplantae; Streptophyta; Magnoliopsida; Poales; Bromeliaceae
Product: phosphatidylinositol N-acetylglucosaminyltransferase subunit P-like
Exons: 4
Coding region: 52-618 (188 amino acids)
Source: RefSeq, a predicted model, not a curated record
GGAAAAACUCCAGUAACUACGGGAAUAGCGAUUCUUCUUCGUCGUCGGAGAAUGGAGAAGUCGAUGGAGGAGGGGCCUUCGUCCCCGACUUCGCUGGUGGUGAGUAGCCCUAGGAGGACGAUGAGCCUCCUACGGGAGAGGAGGGCGAGGGUCGCCUCCUCCUCUGCCUCGACCUCCGCCGCCAUUGCCGAGCUCCAGGAGAAGGGGCUAGAGGAGACGAAGAUGAGGGGUGCCGCGUUCGCCGCUGAGCAUGGGCCGAAGCCCUCCGAGGUCUACGGCUUCGUCGGCUCCAUCACCACCGUGAUCGCCACCGUGAUCUUCUUGGUGUGGGCGUAUAUACCCGAGCGGUGGUUGCAUUCCUUAGGAAUCACUUAUUAUCCUAGCAAGUAUUGGGCGUUGGCAGUUCCAUCCUUCGUUAUUGUAGCAGUCGUUUUAGGGCUGAUCUUUUAUUUGGGCUUAAACUUUAUGCUGACGCCGCCUCCAAAUUCCUUCAACACAAUGUUUGAUGAUUACAGCCGCGAACGCUCAAUGGUCAUGCUCGCAGAAGGAUUGGAGAAACCUAUCGAGCCCAUUUCCGACAUCGGCAUUGAUCAGAUAAACAAUCGCAUGUUUGGAUAGCACAAUAGCUCGCAAAGGCUUAGGAAACUCUUAAGAGUUGUCUUCAGUUUGUUUGCCUUAAAUGAUCGUUUUAAUUUUAUUCAAUUAUUAUUGCUUUUCAGCCUCAUCUGUUGUUGUCUUUAGGAACUAAAAUUGCUGCACAAAUGCAUGAAUAGAUUUUGAGUAAAUUGCAUUAGACAUCCUUCGACUGUACACAGAAUUGUAGUUUCUUCUCUAAAUUUCAAUUUAUCAUGAUUAACUGUUUGAAUUUUUCCA